AUGAAAGCCAUAGACAUCACACCCGACGGCAUAAUCGGCCACUCGUUUGGUGAGAUCGCCUGCGCUUACGCUGACGGAUGUCUGUCCACAAGGGAUGCUAUGAUUGUCGCCUACUUUAGAGGGUUUUUCACCGAAAACGAUAAGAAAAUACCGAAGGGUUUGAUGGCAGUCGUGGGUCUCUCUAAGGCCGAGACAAAGAAAUUAUGUCCGAAAGGGGUUCACAUUGCUUGUCAUAACUCUAAAGAUAAUGUUGUUGUUUCCGGUCCCAUAAAAGAAAUGGAAGAAAUGGUGAAAACAUUGGAAGAAAAGGCAGUAUUUGUUCGACGACUACAGAGCAGUGAAAUCCCAUAUCAUUCACAAUAUCUCAUAUCCAGUGCACAGCCUAUGACUGACGCCAUCAAUAAAUACAUACCUAAUCCUAAACUUCGGUCCAAGAAAUGGAUCUCUACUUCUGUCAUGAAUACCGACCAACAGGACCAAUCUUUGAAAUAUGCUUCAGGAGAAUAUUUUGUAUAUAACCUAAUGAACCCGGUUAAUUUCUACGACAAGCUCAAGGAACUACCGACUGAUGCCGUUAUCCUAGAGAUAGGUCCGCAUUCUCUCUUCCAGAAAGUGGUGACCGAAACACUGGACAACUCGUCGUACGUAUCGCUCAUUAAAAAGGACUCAAACGAUAUAAAUCUGGAUAUGUUUUUGUCCGGAUUGGCAACACUUUACGAAUUGGGUUACAAUCUAUCCAUUGAAAGUCUGUACCCACGGGUAGAGUGGCCGGUUCCGAGGGGUACGCCGUCUAUUGGGUCGAUAAUGAAAUGGGAUCACAGCCGACAAUUCGGCCACAGACUAUAUCCAUUGAAAUACUGCCGUGCUACAUCAUCUGACAUGCACUUUACCGUAGAUGUGGCUCUCAUGAAAUCAGAUACUUUCUACCUGGAUCAUGCUAUUGACGGAAAUGCCUUAUUCCCAGCAACAGCCUGGCGCAAAUUGGCAGCCACGCUUGGCAAGUUGUGGUAUCAGGUGCCAGUAGUGUUUGAAAACGUUCAAUUAAAACGGGCUGUUUUUAUAACUGAAUCCGCGAAAACUGUGCUCACUGUUAAGUACUACCCCAUCACAGACGAGUUUGUAGUGCUGGAGAACGACAACGUGUGUGUCGUGGGUCGGGUGCGAUCACCAGAUGACGAGGUAUUACUGCAACAAAACAAGAUAUACGACAAACAGAUCCACUCCCUGUCCGACAAGAAGUACACAUUAGAGCGCAAAGACAUCUACAAAGAGUUGGGUGUUUUGGGUCUCGAUUACGGACCGGAGUUUCAACGACUGCGCAAAGUCGGCACAAAUGACUUUAAAGAGAUAUACGGCGUAAACGAGUGGGCCGGGAGUUUCAUCACAUAUAUGGACGCACUCCUGCAGUCCAUGGCAUUUGCGGCGCCUUUCCGUAAACUAAUGGUGCCGGUAAUGAUACGGGCGUUACGAGUCGACCCACGGGUGCUGUUCGACGGACUUCGCAAGAGUCGUAAUAUUCAAGAGCCGGUGGUUGAGUCCAUUGAAGACUAUGCCACUCAAGACGAUAUGGAGAGCUUGGCUAACCCAUUAACAGCGGUCACCAAGUCUGAAGUGGAUAGUGCCAAGCAAGAUUUACCGGAUGUCAUGCAAUUAUAUUCGGCUGAACUGAGCAAGCUACACGAGAGGUACGCCAUAUUCUCGGCUGAUAUGCCCUUUUAUUUCAACGCCAAAUCCAAACGACUGGUCACUCAUGGCAUCGAAGUGGAGGAUAUCAUGGCUUUCCCUAUACCGAGACGUUCGGAUACCAUGGAUCUGGUGACCGACACGUAUGAGUUUUACGCUAAUGAAGACCUGGAGGCUAUCGAGCCAUUAGAAAGAAAAUUGUUGACGGAUUAUGUGGAGGUUUGCAAAGCUAUGGCCGUUAAAGUGAAACAAAUGGGUUUCAAAGAAAUGAAAUGUGAUUUCAAUUACCAGUCGAUUAGCGAUGAAGUGAUAGAAGAAGUUAUUGAUAAAAUACUGUCAGAAUUGACGGAUGAAAAUAAAAAUAUCAAAACCGAUGCCAAUAGACAUAAAGUAUUGAACGAAAUUUACGCGAAUCCUGAAUACGAUUUGAGUAAAGACUUAAUAAACCAGAUCUCAAAGAAUGAGCGAUUGAUCCGAACUCUUGUGGACAUUGUUUCCGAAAACUAUGUCACGACUAAUGACUUGAAGAUAACUGAAAUCAACUUAAGUAGUGAUGUAUUGGCCAAAGAUGUGGACCACUUGUUGACUCAAUUCCGUAUCAUUCCCUUCAAUACGGAUUACAAACUGAUUGUGAAGUCCAAAGAGAAUGUGAACGAAGUCUUCAGAAAUAAUGCCACGGAAUGGGACCCGAAGGACGACCUCUCACUAAAACCGUCACAUUUGGUGAUAAUGAGAGACUCACCGGACUUAUGGCACAAGGAUUUGAACGGAUUCAUACAAGACAUGUCCGACAAUAUACAGGAAAAGGGUUUCCUAUUAACGGUAUUCCGCUAUAAGUUUACGGAACCGGAACUGGCGUUGAACUCAUUGAACGGAAAGGCUGUUCUCAAUAAUACAGAUCUUGAGAAUCUUGGCACUAAAUACGACACAAUAGGAACAGUAGCCCUAUUAUUCCGGCAAAUCCUGGAAACACCUAAAAUUCCCGAUCAAACGGAUGUAAUAAACGUUACUUUGGAUUACAAUCAAUGGUUUGGAGUAUUGCAGGAAAAACUGAUUACCGCUAAGGAUGCGGACAAUAAGACGGAUAACAUAUGGUUGACAGCAAACACGUCGUCUAUUAACGGCAUAAUAGGUCUCAUGAAUUGUGUCCGAUUAGAACCGGGAGGAGAGAACAGCCGUUAUAUUUUCAAUUACGACAACAAUAGUGAGAAAAUAGACUUUAAUGUCAGCCCUUAUAAGGAAAUACUGGCCAACGAUUUGGUGGCGAAUGUGAUAAGAGAUGGAAAAGUGGGAACUUAUCGACACUUAAAACUGCCUAAAGAUUGCGAUAAAGUGCUGACAAACGAGUAUUACUUGAAUUUGGGACAAACCAGAGACUUAGCGGGACUUCAAUGGUAUGACUUGAGGACUAUAAUCCCUCCUAAAGAACAGUACGACUUCGUGGGUAACAGAGUUACCAAACAUAAGGUCAAUAUAUACAGCACUGGUCUCUCAUUUCACGACGUUAUGCUCGCAACAGGUCGCAUACCUCCCGGUCCUGAAGUCAUAUUCACUGACUGCACGAUCGGCGGCGAGUUUGCCGGCCGUCGUAUAGACACCGGUGAGAGGGUUAUGGGUAUGGAAGCGGGCCGUUGUUUCGCCACUUCUACCUACUGUUCCACACACGGCAUGACUCACAUACCGGAGCACUGGUCUAUGGACGACGCUGUGUCGGUACUCAGUACAUACAGUACCGCAUAUUAUGGACUCAUUCAAAAGGGUAGACUAAGGAAAGGCGAAAGUAUUUUAAUUCAUUCGGCGGCGGGAGGUGUGGGUCAGGUGGCCAUCAAUAUCGCCAAACACUAUGAGUGCGAUAUCUUUGUGACGGUCGGGACGGAAGACAAGAGAGUAUUCAUUGAGAGGGAGUAUAACAUACCGACGAACAGGAUAUUCAACUCCAGAGACAUACUCUUCAAGAACCAGAUAAUGGAGAUAACGGACGGUCGGGGCGUAGAUGUGGUACUGAACUCACUGUCGGGCGAGAAACUGGAUGCGAGCUACGAGUGUGUGGCUAACCAUGGUCGCUUCAUAGAAAUGGGCAAAUUUGACAUGUUGCAAAAUAAGAAGCUGGGUAUGUUUGACUUCAUACGGAGUGUCAACUUUAUACCCGUGGCUAUCGAUCUCGUACUCGUCGAUGACAUCGGCUUUUUGCCGGAGUUUUAUGAAUGGGUUCACAAAAACUGUGGGCCCGGAGGGUGUGUCCGACCCAUCAAUCAGACAACUUUCAAGGCUACCGACGCUGAAAAGGCCUUCCGGUAUAUGACAACCGGUAAACACACGGGAAAAAUCAUAUUGAAGAUGAGGGAAGAGGAGACCGAUAGGCGUCCCCUUAAAGCACACAAACCUUUGCCCGAAAUUAAGGCUCAGGCGAAGACAUACUUCGAUCCAAACAAAGUCUAUAUAGUCACCGGAGGGUUGGGUGGGUUUGGGAUGGAACUCAUACCAUGGAUGCAAUACUACGGCGCCCGUAGGUUUGUGGUCACCUCGAGGUCCGGCGUGAAGACUGAUUACCAGAAGUUUGUGUUCAACCGAUUCCGAGAAGUCUGGAAGGAUUACAAGUUUUUUGAGUCCCAAUGGAUUGUCUCGACUGCCGAUGGGUUUACUAUUGAAGGCACACAACAACUGUUAAAAGAGGCUCAAGAGUUGGGACCCAUUGGAGGGGUAUUUCAUUUGGCGCUUGAAUUGAAUGACUGUUUGAUAGAGAAGUUAACGUUUGAUAAGUUUUGUUCGUCUAUUGAUACCAAA
Messenger RNA from Oppiella nova, 4467 nucleotides. The record is from the annotation of a GenBank genome assembly. NCBI's taxonomy places the organism in Eukaryota, Metazoa, Arthropoda, Arachnida, Sarcoptiformes, Oppiidae.